Lytechinus pictus (painted urchin) is the source of this 4680-nucleotide messenger RNA. RefSeq lists its product as uncharacterized. Gene Ontology annotation, molecular function: calcium ion binding. The transcript is spliced from 7 exons. The record is from RefSeq and is a predicted model, not a curated record. The coding region runs from base 211 to 1248 and encodes 345 amino acids. NCBI's taxonomy places the organism in Eukaryota, Metazoa, Echinodermata, Echinoidea, Temnopleuroida, Toxopneustidae.
UCCCAAUUCAAGGCGAUCGAUUUUACCAAGCUGCAAAAAGAAAAGGUGGAAGGAUCUCGUUGUCAAUAUUGCUUCAUCAACGGAUGUUUACAGCUGGAGAGCAUUUUAGAACUUGACAUGGAACUUAUAAGUUGAUCAGGAAAACAUAAGGAAGGACCUGUCUCGGAACUGUUUUGGGGAAGUACAAACUCACCGUUGCUUGAUUGUCUCAUGAUGGGAGUUUCAGGAAGCAAGAAAAACCAAUCGAACCUGGCUAACAGGAACCAAAGGAAUACAUACCACCGAUAUGUAGACCCCAUUUAUCAAAACACCAAGUUACAUUUCAACGCUGAUGAUGGCACUGACUUUGGAGAAGUUCUCAUCACUCAACCAAAGAAAGCAGCUUUUCACCCUCUAGAAGUUGAAAACAUUGAAGAUUUGGACGAUGUUGAAUUUCCAUAUGAAAACAUUGUUUUUGAAGGUGGAGGUUGUCAAGGGAAAGCUUACAUAGGAGCAGUAAAGCUCAAGUUCUUUAGAUUAGGAAUCAGCUUGGUUGCUCUACAUAGGAUCUUUUCCAGUUUUAUGAUGUCGUUCUUAAGGGGUGCCAUACACUACUGCAGUAUUCCAAAGAUGGUCGUAAUAAUUGACUUGGAAUACAAGAAAGUGAUCAGCAAGCGAGAACACGAUGUCCAACGACACACGGUGGUAACAGAAGCGAUGUCCAAGUUUCUUAAAGUUCUCAAUGAUUACAACUUAGACGGCAAUGAUACAAUCAACAGGAGUGAAUUUGAGCAAGCUCUUACAAAAACGGAUGAGUUCACCACGGCCCACCGCAGAGCUUUGUUUGGAAGUCAUCUAUCAUCAUCAAGUGAAAUAUUCUCUGCUUUGGAUAUCAGCGGUGAUGGAGAGAUUGACUUCCACGAGAUGAUGAUGAUAGCUGAAAGUCGUGGUGCUGGUAUAGAAAGUCAAAUCAUUGGAGCAGGUUGGACCAAAAUCAGCAAGGCAUCAAACAUUGUCGAUUGUGUGUUCCGGACACUCCUAAUGAAUGUGAAAAGAGCAUUUUUGGAGGGUGAUGACAAUGAGCGAACAGUGAUGAUUAAUACAGCAUAUAUCAAGUCAACGGACUUUGAUAUUACACAGGAAGAUACCGACUUUUUGAUUGAGCAAGGACGACAGGGUAUCCGAUCAUUCCUAAGGUACCAGAAGAAGAAGAAGCAGCAAAAGGUUGAGAGAAUAAACGUUGAGGAAUCAAACAUCCAGACCAUGUAGCAAAAUCUUCGAGACCCAACUCUACCGAAGGUCAAUGCAGCUGGAUCAAAUCAAUAUACUCUUUGAAAGCUAUCGACCAAGGUCAAAGUGGGCUUCAAAAUAUGGCCCCGUUACAAUGAUCAGUCUUGAUUCGGAUCAGAUUGUAUUGAUUUUGUAUACUCAAGAAAGUAGAAGAAGAGGAAUCAAAAAGGGAAUGGAAUGACCGUUGCGGAAUCAAUCCUGUAACAACCAGAAAUGCCACCGACGCCCUGUGUGACUGAGUGCAGCUGUCAGUGUCACGUAAGUGGAAUCUCGGGUCAGCUCGUCCCAUUGCUGAUACCAACGAUUAUUAUUAUUUUUUUUUAUCAUUAUUUAUUUGGCCAUAAAAACAUACAAAAAUUGUUCAAUGUAAUUACAUAAAUACAAUUUGAAAUUGAAUGAUUAAAUAUAGAUAAGGUAGAAAUGAAAGAGAAAAAGAAAAGAGUAAGAAAACGGUUUUUCCAUGGGCCAGGGCUCGCAAAAUUAAAAUUCAGUACUAUUGCCCAGAGGCAUGCGAGCCCUCAUGGAAAAACCGUUGAGAGAAUAUUGCACAUUCAAUAUACAAAAUUGCACAUUAUUAAAAUUCAAAUAAAACACAUUGACAAACAUUAUUUUAAAAAGUAUGUACGUAACGCCAGGCAAGAUACAGUAAAAGAAAUAAAGACGGGUAUUGGGAAGAAUUCGAAUACCCAUGCCGGACUGAUAACAUAGCACAAAGAUAACUUAGAUUUGUGUGAGGUACUAGAGCCUGAAAAGCAACAAUGAAAUGAAAUAAGGAGGAAUGCCCUAGACAACAGCAAGAGCAUGCCUCCACAUUCCUAUUAAUGACAUGUGUACUCGCCAGGCUCCAGCACCUAAUACAUAACAAUCAUUGAGACAACAAAUAGUAAAAUUACAGGAAACUCGCCUCCUUUGAUGAAGAAAAAGAAGAGAAAUUAAGAACUACAUAGUAAUUAAUAAUAUUAAUAAUAAUUGAAAAAAUAUAGAAAUGAUAUUGAGAUUUUUAUGUUUGUUUGUUUGCUUGCAUUUAUUUCUGCGUUCAAAAACACAAUACAAAAAUAUUUACAAUAAUAUACAAAAUAAUUCACAAUAUAAACAAUGUAGUCAUAUUACAUGAUAAAUACAAAUAAGAGUGUGAGUAUAAAUUAAUCUUUUAUAAAUGUAAACAUAUAUAUAUAAUGUAAUAAAUGAACGCAGGAGACCACCAUCGUGAGCGGUUAGGCUUGAAUUGAUGGCGGCCUCAUAAAAAGAUUCGUGACUUAGAUUGAUAUUUACUGGUCAAGUGGGUGCAUUGCAGGUGCAGGUGCUGUAUAGCAGUUGAGUAAAAUCAGAAUGUUAAAUAGCGAAUGUGGAUAUUUGAGUGAAUGUUUUAAUUUGGAGCGAGGGGUUGAUAAGAUUGAAUGAUAGUUUUCUUUAGAGUGGCUUUUAAUGAGUAUAUGGUUGAACAAGUUUUAAUAUUGUUUGGAAGAUCAUUCCAAAUGUCUGGACCAUGAUGUCGAAUUGAUUUAGAGGCAAUUAACAGUCUGGGGUUAGAGAGAUGAAAGUUUCCGGAUAUGCGCGUUGGGUAAGUAUGGACAGAACUAUUAAAUUUAAACAUGUUAUCAAAAGACAAAGGGAGCAGAUUGUUAAUAUAUUUAAACAUAAUUAUAGCUAUUUGAAUAGUAUAUAAGUCGGCAAUUUUUAAUAUCUUUUGUUUAAAAAAUAAAGGAUCGGUGUGAGCCAAAUAAUGCGAUCCUGUACAAAUGCGAAUUGCUCUUUUUUGUAAUUUAGAAAUAGAAGUAAGUUUUGUGGAACCACAAUUAGCCCAAACAACGUUACAAUAUGUUAUAUACGGGAGUAUUAACGAAUUAUACAAUAGAAGUAAAGUUUUAUGAGGUAAGAUAAAUUUCAACUUCGAAAUUAUUCCAAUAUUUCUCGAGAUACAUAUAAUGAUAUGGUGCAGAUGUUCAUUCCAAGACAAAGCUUGAUCUAUGAUGACGCCUAAAAAUCUAGAGUGAGUCUUCCGCUCUAAUGGUGUACCGUCAAUCUGUAAGUGAAUUGGAGUAUCGGUAAUAUAAGAAUGUUUAAAAUGGAUGAAGUGGGUCUUUUUUUAGUUCAAGGAUAGUUCGUUUGUUUUAAACCACUGUGAAACUUUAAUCAAUUCAAGAUUUAAUAUGUUGUUUAGGGAAGUUAUAUUUUUAUGAGAAAAAAAAGAUAUUUGUGUCGUCAGCAAAUAAUACAAAUGAUAAAAUGGAAGAUGUGUUGAUAAUAUCAUUGACAUAUAAUAAAAAUAAAAGCGGGCCUAGAAUGGAGCCUUCAGGGACACCACAUUGAACUGAAAGUGAACUAGAACCGUUGCCAUUAAAUGUGACAUAUUGUUUUCGAUUUAUUAAAUAAUCUUUAAACCAAAGGAGUGAUUGACCUCGUAUACCAUAAUAAUUAAGUUUUGAAAGUAAAAUAUUAUGAUUAAGUGUAUCGAACGCCUUACUGAGUUCACAAAAUAUACCAAUGACAUGCUCUUUGUUAGCUAUGGCGUUUGUUAUUUUAUCGUAAAUUUGAAUUAAAGCCAAGUUUGUUGAAUAAUUUUUUCUGAAGCCAUAUUGAUUAGAAAUUAAUAAAUUGUGUUUGUUGAUAAAUUCAUAAAGUCUAUUAUAUACUAUUUUCUCGAGGAUUUUGGAUAUACUAGGGAGUAGAGAUAUAGGGCGAUAAUUGCUUAUUUCAUGAGGAUUGUCUUUUUUUUUAAUUGGAUUGACUUUGGCGAUUUUGAAUAAGUCAGGAAAUGUACCUUGUGAUAGAGAUUUAUUAAAAACAUGACUAAGAGGGUUUGCAAGCGGGUGAAUUAUUUCUUUUAAAAGAGACAUACUAAUUUUAUCAAGCCCAUGAGAUUUUGAGCUAUUAAGAGACCUUGUAAUGUUGAGAAUUUCUGUGGGGUUCGUAGGGUUCAAGAAAAAUGAAUGUGGAUUAGGUUCGGGGAGAUAAUCCGUGAAAUGCGCAUUUUGGCUAUUGAUCUUGCUUGCAAGUUCGGGUCCGAUAUUUGUGAAAAAUGAAUUGAAUGAGUUUGCAUGAAGGGAAGAGUCAACUUUGGAACCAUUUAAAGUGAUAUUAUCGGUAGGUGGGGGAUCUGCAUUAGUUCCCAUUACUUCUUUGAUGAUUUUCCAGGUAGUAUAAGUAUUUGAACUGGCAUCUUUUAUUCUAUUAGUAUUGUGACGUACAACCCCUGACACCAUCGACGACAGAACUAGUCAAGUCCAUGUAAAGUACCGUGCAACUGUGCAGGUUCAGUCUGCAAUUUAAUAUAAACAAUAAACACUUGUUAAGUCAACAUGUCUUGUAACAGAUACAUUUUCUCACAUGUAUCAUGAAUAGUUUCUUUUCCCUUUAUAUGCAAUUAAAUAUCAUCAUGCAAAUAAAUAUCUAUCUUGCUUGAAAUACUAA